AUGCCAAAAAAUAAGGGCUCGAAACGAGCGCGUAGUGGUGGCAAGGGUAGUGGCGAGGGGUCGACUUCCGCCUGGACUGCUAGCGAUCACAUUGUUCGCAAGGCGAAACAACAGCGAAAGGCUGACGACAAACAAGAGCUACGUGCCCAACGGUCUGCUCUCCUGACCAGGGAUUCCAAAGAGAAGCGAGAGGCUGGAAAGUUGCGAUUGCAUAUGAAAAGAGUACAACGACAGAUCGACACAUUGCGGUCGCGGCUGGAAAGUUGGGAUGACGAGGACGAACGAAAAUUGGCGGUUCAAAACAAAAAGGAAGAAGAAGCUAGGAAAAAAGAGUUGGAAAAUCCAACCAAAAAGAAAAAGGGACGCAAGGGACCAGAAACCUGGAAGUUGAAGGGAGCUGCCAGACCUGCAUCGGAAAUCUAUGAUUUUGAUACUCGUUACGUUGAUCCCUAUUUGAAGGCUCACGAAGAUGCCAAGAAAAAGGCCCAACGAUCUCGGAAUGUCUUUGCCUUGUGCAAGGGAAGAUUUGGAGAAGAACAAUCAAAGGAUGUGCCGCAACCGUUCUGUCGUGAUUUUCUAUCCCUCCUUAUGCAGAUGGGGAAUUUGGCACAACAGGCCAACCAAUUGAAAACGGCCCGCAAAUCAUUUCUUGAAUGUUUGGACUUGGAUUCCACCCCUCCAAUCACCAAUGCACGAUGUCAGUUAAUGAGAUUGUACAUGGAUGCCAACCGACCUGAUUCCGCACGACGGCUCUGGGAGAAAUUGGGCCCAGAAGAUCCAUCGGUUUGGAUUCGAUAUUCGGCCGCUUUGAUUGAAUAUGUUAGCUGGAAAUUGUUGGAAGAAGAGGGCAGUACACAACAAACAGCCGAGGCUUUGCUGGCAAGAGCCAUUCAGACCAAUUUGUAUUGCGCCUACUAUUUGGCCUUUUCUGACACCUUUAUCGAUGCCAUUGACUAUGGUGAUGAAAUCGAAGAUGCCAAUGAAGAUUCUCCACUGGAAGAAGCUAUUGAAUAUUGCAACAGCGAACAAAUGGGGGCGUGGCAAGGUACAGAGGGUGCCUGCCAAUGGAUUCGAUCGGUCAUUAUGAAGGGAUUGAAGGAUGCCACUUGUGUCGCGGACGGUGCAUUGAAAAAGGAAGAUUUGGAGUGGCGUCAAAAGUUAUCCGAAAUGCGUCAGCGAUACGAGGAAAGCCGAGCAGCUGAGGAUGGGGAGAAUGGGGAGAAUGAAUCCAACAUGGAGGAAGAGGAGUCCGGAAACCAAUCGGAUGAAGAAAUGGAUGACGAUGAAUUAGUUGUAGACCUUGGAAUGUUUAUUGGCAUGUUUGAAACCGCCAUGGAGAUGGUGGAAGAUAGCGAUGAAUACAAGCAAAGCUAG
This is a messenger RNA of Cylindrotheca closterium, 1374 nucleotides long. Lineage: Eukaryota; Bacillariophyta; Bacillariophyceae; Bacillariales; Bacillariaceae. The record is from the annotation of a GenBank genome assembly.